Perca flavescens (yellow perch) is the source of this 2617-nucleotide messenger RNA. It is a transcript of the gene pbx1a, whose product is annotated as pre-B-cell leukemia homeobox 1a. Gene Ontology annotation, biological process: regulation of DNA-templated transcription. Gene Ontology annotation, cellular component: nucleus. The record is from RefSeq and is a predicted model, not a curated record. Gene Ontology annotation, molecular function: DNA binding; DNA-binding transcription factor activity, RNA polymerase II-specific. The transcript is spliced from 10 exons. Bases 610 to 1956 code for a protein of 448 amino acids. NCBI's taxonomy places the organism in Eukaryota, Metazoa, Chordata, Actinopteri, Perciformes, Percidae.
CGGAGAGGACCGAGGUGGGACUUGCGCGCUCCUUCUUCUCCAAUCGUGGUUCGAGGGGCGGAGGCUUUCCAUCCAUACUCUGAUUAUGAGUCAGUUACCAGACAUAAGCGAAACAAUAACAGUUGGUGGUUACUUUGUAUCCAAAACCUUGAAAGGCAAGUUGAGUCUUUAGCGCUUUUUAGCGCAGCAAGCUCUCGAGUGCAGGCUAAAUCGGAGGUUUCAUAAGAGGAGCUCAACGCGCUCCACUUUUAAUCAGUUAAGGAGCCUUUAGUGUUCAAUCGUGUUUUUUUCUUUCUUCCCUACAGUAGCGGUGCAGGAGUGGCCAAAGCUAAAAGCAGCGAUUCAGAUCAGAUUUCACCUAAACCAGCUGGGAGAGACACCGAGAGAGAGAGAGAGAGGAAGAGAGAGAGAGAGAGAGAGCAGAGAGCAGAGAGAGGGUUUGUCAGUCUCCCUCCUCCCAAAUCCAGAAAAGCUUACCAAGGAAAAAGGAGGAGUGUCUGGGCUGAGAGAGACGCAGAGGAAUUUCCGAGGAUAUUUUCUCUUCUUUUCCCCCCCUCUUGAUAUUAAAAAAUUAAAAAGUUGGAGGCGAGGCAGCAGGGACCGUGGUCAAUGAUGGACGAGCAGCCUCGGUUGAUGCACUCCCACGGGGUAGGCAUGGCCGGACACCCUGGCCUGGCGCAGCAUAUGCAGGAUGGCACGGCGGGGACGGACGGAGAGGGAAGAAAGCAGGACAUCGGAGACAUAUUACAGCAAAUAAUGACCAUCACAGACCAAAGCUUAGACGAAGCACAGGCGAGGAAACAUGCACUGAACUGCCACAGAAUGAAACCUGCUCUCUUCAACGUCUUGUGUGAAAUAAAGGAGAAAACAGUGCUCAGUAUCCGUGGCGCCCAGGAGGAAGAGCCCCCAGAUCCUCAGCUGAUGCGACUGGACAACAUGCUGCUGGCGGAGGGCGUGGCCGGGCCGGAAAAAGGCGGCGGGUCGGCAGCUGCUGCAGCCGCUGCAGCAGCCACUGGCGGCAUCGGUGCCGACAACUCAGCAGAACACUCCGACUACCGUGCCAAGCUGUCUCAGAUCCGACAAAUUUACCACACAGAGCUGGAGAAAUAUGAACAGUUGGACAUCGUCCCGACUGGUGGUGGAUAUGGACAGAGGCAAAACUUUAAAAAAAAUGCGUGCAAUGAGUUCACCACCCAUGUGAUGAACCUGCUGAGGGAGCAGUCUCGCACACGACCCAUCUCGCCCAAAGAGAUCGAGCGCAUGGUCAGCAUCAUCCACCGCAAGUUCAGCUCCAUCCAGAUGCAGCUGAAACAGAGCACCUGCGAGGCCGUCAUGAUCCUGCGCUCGCGCUUCCUCGAUGCCAGACGAAAGAGGAGGAACUUCAACAAACAGGCGACAGAGAUCCUAAACGAGUACUUUUACUCCCACCUCAGUAACCCCUAUCCCAGCGAGGAGGCCAAAGAAGAGCUGGCCAAGAAAUGCAGCAUCACAGUCUCACAGGUAUCAAACUGGUUUGGGAACAAGAGAAUCCGAUACAAGAAAAACAUCGGCAAGUUCCAAGAAGAGGCCAACAUGUACGCAGCACGGACCGCAGUCAGUGCAACCAGUGUGUCUGCUCACGGCAGCCAGGCAAACUCUCCAUCAACUCCCAAUUCAGCAGGUUCUGCUGGCUCUUUUAACAUGUCAAACUCCGGAGACUUGUUCAUGAGUGUGCAGUCCCUCAAUGGGGACUCGUACCAAGGGGGGCAGGUUGGGGCCAACAUACAAUCCCAGGUGGAUACCCUUCGCCAUGUUAUCAGCCAGACCGGAGGAUACAGUGACAGCCUCGCAGCCAGCCAGAUGUACAGUCCACAGGGCAUCAACACAAAUGGUGGCUGGCAAGAUGCUCCGACUCCUUCGUCAGUGACAUCGCCCACAGAAGGACCCGGAAGCGUUCAUUCGGAUACUUCCAACUGAAUAUAUCCAUCUCUACACCUCAUCUACAAAAAACAUGGACUGACCUUGCUAUUCACAGUAUUAAACAAAGGAAUUCACUGCCCCACAGUUUGGAGAGGUACUGUGAAAUCCUAACCAGAAAAAAAAGUAAUAUUUCCUCUGCUUAUAACGUUGGACAUUUGGGAUACAAACAAAAAGUUUCACAAUAAAAAUCAAAACAAUACCGCAAUCAAUGAAGACGUUUGUACAGAUUUCACAUUAUAUUCAGAGGGCUGGGGUUGCUUAUUUACUCGUAAUGUUUUCACUCAUAAUGAUGAAAUGAUAUUAUAAAAGUAAAUAAAUCAAAUCAUUGGUUUUAACUGAAAAUACUUCAUUCUACCUCUCAGCCACUAAAAAAAAAAAAAAAAAUAUGUCAGUGACCAUUAUUUGUUUUGUAAAAAUGAAACUUGUCUUUGCAAGCAAGAGGCACAUCUUCUUACUUACAUUUUGUUGUCUCUCACCUAUUCUAUGGUACGCCAUUUAGACUUAAAUAUUGCUCAGUUGUUUACAAUGUGUGCUUGAUAAAAGUAUGUUCAUCUUCCCCUCUGUCUCCGACGAGUCAAAACAGAGUUCUGUCAGGAGAUUUAGGUAACCAUGUGAAGUAUGUUAUCUGUAAAACAAUAAAUAAAUACUUGUCAUCAAA